GCCAAACCGCAGUCUUCCGGGUCGUUGAAGAGCGACGCGCCGGCUCCUGCGCGCGCUAGUCGCAGCCGCGGAGCGAUGGUGCGCGGAGCGUCCGGGGACGUCGGUGUUUCCUGAACCCCUCGGAGGAGCGGAUGCGAUGCCGGGGAACAUGAGCAAAGGGGACGCCCCGACGAGCCGGAGCGCCUCUUUGACGUUCACCAUCGACAGCAUCCUCAACCUGAGGCAGCGGGACGGCGGAGACCGCGACGCCGCGAGGAGGCAGGGGGACAGUGGAUGUAAGGGUGAUUUCGAAGCGCAGUACGAGGAGGUGUGGGACGUCCGGAGGAGACACGACAGCGAGUCGGAUGGGACAGUGAAGCCCAGAGUCCACCGUGCGGACCGCGGGGACAACACGCCGCCGCUGCCCGCCGGCUCCUGCUGUCCCGGGGCGCAAAGUGCGCACGGCGCCGAGGACGCGUCCGAGGCGCAGCAGGAGCAGCAGCAGCAGCAGCAGACCAGCACCGACACCAAAGCCGCCGCGGCGAAGAAGAAGACGCGCACCAUCUUCUCCAAGAGACAGAUAUUUCAGCUGGAGGCCACGUUCGACAUGAAGCGCUACCUGAGCAGCUCGGAGAGGGCGUGCCUCGCCAGCUCGCUGCAGCUCACCGAGACGCAGGUGAAGAUCUGGUUCCAGAACCGCCGCAACAAGCUGAAGCGGCAGCUGUCCACGGACAUGGAGGGCCCGCUGGCCGCCGAGCACUUCCCCGAGGCGGCGGGCAAAAACGCGCAGCUACCGACUUUUUACAAGGACAGCAGCCUGCUGGGCGGAUGUUUGUUACCCGUGCCCUUCCCCGUCAUCUACCCGACCGCGAACGCGGCCCCUUACAUCUAUUUCUCCAACGCUGGGAAGUACUUCGGCCUGUUCGACGCGGACUGACCUUCUCCUCCGUUUUGGGAUGUUUUGGCUGCGUGGACAUACAGACAGUCAGCCCCCCCCCCGUUCGGGCUUCGGAUGAGAGGGUCACCUAUUUUAUUUGAUUGGGUUUUUUUUAUAUUGAUUUGUUUAUAAAAAUUCUACAAACUUUGAUGUAAACAUAUCAACUAUAUAAUCCAAAUACAUGCAUGUGCCACUUUUUUUGUCCUUCCCUAAAUGUCUAUUAUUAUUAUUAUUAUCAUCAUCAUCAUUAUUAUUAUUAUUUCUAUCACUAUUGUUAUUUUUAUUAUUAUUAUUAUUAUUAUUAUAUUUUCAAAGCAGAGGAAGAGAAAGUUGAUGAAUUGCGGAUGCCUUUACUCGCGCAGUAAACGUCAUCUGGACUGAAUGUAACGUUCAAGUAUAAAGCUUCAUCAAAUACUUUUUUUCGUCACCGUCUCUCAACACUAGCGUUGGGAUCUCCAAGUUUCUGUGGAGCAAACGCUUCCGUUUGUAUUUAUAUGGCCUUUUAUUUUGUAUUAUUAAUAUUAACAUUAAAGUUAAAAACACGCGUUUGUUGUCACUUGAUCUUUCAUAUGACAGACUGUUCGACUGUGAAUACAGUUAUUAUAUCAUGGCAAAUGAUGAAUUUUGCAAUAAAUAAAAAAAGCGUAAAUAUUC
Molecule: messenger RNA, 1570 nt
Organism: Scophthalmus maximus (turbot)
Lineage: Eukaryota; Metazoa; Chordata; Actinopteri; Pleuronectiformes; Scophthalmidae
Product: homeobox protein HMX2-like
Exons: 2
Coding region: 137-916 (259 amino acids)
Biological process (GO): regulation of transcription by RNA polymerase II
Cellular component (GO): nucleus
Molecular function (GO): RNA polymerase II transcription regulatory region sequence-specific DNA binding; DNA-binding transcription factor activity, RNA polymerase II-specific
Source: RefSeq, a predicted model, not a curated record